UUACUUUCUGAUUUACUUGCUAAGAAUCUAAACGAUCUUAAUAGAGUUUUCAACUCAUCAAUUGGUAUCAAAGCAGGAGACUGUGUAAUCCAUACACAUCUCUUCUGUUGAAUAAGGUUUUAGGGUUUCCACUAUCAUCGUUUUCAUUAGAGCCGUCAUUUUGUUAUUGAUGCAGCUCUUAGAUCUCGAUCUUACCCUAACUCAGUUUACUAGUAUGAUUCUUGGCAGGUUAUCAAACUGAAUCAUCAUGUCACACGACGACUCUCAAUCAAACCCCAUCAACAUAUCCAACAGUAUCGGAUCUAUCACGAGAAUCUCGAUUUUAUACACUCAUGAUUAUGAAGUCUGGAUGCAUCACUUUGAGGACUAUGUUCUUCUUUCAGAGGAAAAUGGGUAUCUAAUAUGGGAGGCGAUCACCGUGGGUCCGUUCGCUCAUUUUGGAACGAGUAAAAUCAUCAAGACGCAAAAGGAAUACAAUCAGCUUAUGAUUGACGUAGAGAAAGUUCCUCAAGACGAAAAGAACAAACUGAUGAGCAACAUCAAAGCUAUGAGGAUGAUCAUAUUUGCCUUAUAAUCUGAUGCAUUUCGUCUAGUUAGUACAUGCAUAACAGCUAAACAAAUCUAGGAUAGGCUUAAGGAGCUAUAUUCUACAGAUGAAGAUUUAGAGCACUCAAUACAAACUCUGUUGCUCUCUGAGUUCGGUGACUUCAAGCAAAAGCCCGAAGAGAAACUUAUUCAAACGUUUGAUCAUUUCAAUCAUCUUCUCAGCAAGAUGAUCAAGCAUGGAAUUGGUAGAGAGGUAAUCGAGCAGAAGGUCACUUUCAUGAAUGGCCUGAGACCCGAAUGGAUGGAGGUGGUUUCAACUGUACAAGCUCAUGAAUAGUUCAAAACCUAUUUGUUGGCGAAGCUUGUGGGAAUACUCAAAUCACAUGAAAGCGUUGUGACUAAGGAGAUGAAUGUGGUUUCUAGUAUGGGAUCUUUGGCCCUUCUCUCAAAGGGCAAGAGCGUGGCUGAAGAAGAAGAAGAGUUGGAUCUUUCUGAAUGUGAUCUGAAAAACGAAGAAUAUGCAUUGAUGGUCUCUAAUCCCAAGAAGUUUGCUCGUAAAAAGUUUCCUACCUCCAAGAACCGAAACUGGCAAGGGAGCUAUAGUUUUGAAAAAGUGAAAGAGGAGAUUAAAAAUGUUCCUCAACAAGAAGAAGCAAAGAAGGAGAGCAAGCUUGUAGGUGACUCUGGAUAUGAUUAUAAUUUCUGUCAUAGCAAAAAUCACUUUGCCAAAGAUUAUAUGUUGAGAAAAUUGUUCGAGAAGAAGGAUGGAGAAGAUGAUGAAGCGUAUCACCUGCGCAAACUGGAAGAAAUAAAGAAGAAAACCAUUAGCAAUUCUAUGAAUGCUUUAAUUGUGCAGGAAAACAUUGUUGAUGAUGAGUUCGAAGGCGUAGAAGUCUGGUCUACAGACUUUGAAGACGAAGAAGUUCGCAAGCCCACACAUGGCAAGGUUUUUGUGGCGAAGGAAGAUAACAUUGAGUUUGCUGGAAGGUGUUUAAUGGUGACUACUGGAGUGUCACAAAUGAGAUGAUACACAACCGAUGGUGGAGGUGAAGAUGCGAAGGAAAGUGAAGACAAGUGCUUCGUUGCCAAACCGAUGGGUGAGCAGAUCAACGAAUGCGAUCAGUUAAUCAAGAAGGGUAUCUUCCAAGAGUGAGGAGAGAAGGAUGUGGAUAGAGAAGAAGGAAGUGGAGUUAGUUAGGCUAAAAGAUGAAGUGAUUUAUUUGCAACAUGAUAAUUUGAAGCUUUUGAAACAAAGAAACAUUUUUUGCUUGAUUGCUAAACGUUUAUAUACUAAUAUCACUCAAUUGCAUUUAGAUUGUGAGAUCGGUAAAAAGAUUCAUAAAAUGAUUUUUCCCUUCCUAGAAUUAAAAGAGGACGAAGUCGAUGUUGAUGGUCUUAACUGUGAAUCUAUUGUUUCUUCAUAUGAAAUU
Messenger RNA from Lactuca sativa (garden lettuce), 1976 nucleotides. Lineage: Eukaryota; Viridiplantae; Streptophyta; Magnoliopsida; Asterales; Asteraceae. The record is from RefSeq and is a predicted model, not a curated record.